GGCACGGGAGGGGGGAUGGGCAGGAGGGGAAAGUGUAGGCGCAAGCGCGUGCCCGCGCGCGGUUGCCAUGGCGCCGUUUGACGUCACGGGCUCUGUGUUGCCCGUGCGUUGCGACGCGGUGAUUGGCGGAGACCCCGUGUGUGGCGCUUGGGUGAGCGAGAGCGAGGCUGCAGCGGAGCGAGCCGCGAUAUAGGCACAGUCCGCGCCGGUCACCCGCCUUAGAGACUCUCGUACCGUCGACCCUGCAGAGAAAUCAGCAUGGAUAAAAACGAGCUGGUGCAGAAAGCCAAACUGGCUGAGCAGGCUGAGAGAUAUGAUGACAUGGCAGCCUGCAUGAAGUCUGUGACUGAGCAAGGAGCAGAAUUGUCCAAUGAGGAGAGGAAUCUUCUCUCUGUCGCUUACAAAAAUGUUGUAGGAGCACGUAGGUCAUCCUGGAGGGUUGUCUCAAGUAUUGAACAAAAGACGGAAGGUGCUGAGAAAAAGCAGCAGAUGGCUCGAGAAUACAGAGAGAAAAUUGAGACUGAACUAAGGGAGAUCUGCAAUGAUGUGCUGUCUCUUUUGGAAAAGUUCUUGAUUCCGAAUGCUUCGCAAGCAGAAAGCAAAGUUUUCUAUUUGAAAAUGAAAGGAGAUUACUACCGUUACUUGGCUGAAGUUGCUGCUGGUGAUGACAAGAAAGGCAUAGUGGACCAGUCGCAACAGGCGUAUCAGGAAGCCUUUGAAAUCAGCAAAAAAGAGAUGCAGCCAACACAUCCUAUCAGAUUAGGUCUGGCUCUAAAUUUCUCCGUGUUCUAUUACGAGAUCCUGAAUUCUCCGGAGAAAGCCUGUUCCCUUGCAAAGACUGCUUUUGAUGAAGCCAUUGCUGAACUUGAUACGUUAAGCGAAGAGUCAUACAAAGACAGCACGCUAAUAAUGCAGUUACUGAGAGACAAUUUGACAUUGUGGACAUCGGACACCCAAGGAGAUGAAGCUGAAGCAGGAGAAGGAGGGGAGAAUUAACCAGCCUUCCAAUUUGUCUGCCUCAUUCUAAAAUUUACACAGUAGACCAUUUGUCAUUCAUGCUGUCCCACAAAUAGUUUUUGUUUACGAUUUAUGACAGGUUUAUGUUACUUCUAUUUGGAUUUCUAUAUUUCCCAUGUGGUUUUAUGUUUAAUAUUAGGGGAAUAGAGCCAGUUAACAUUUGGGGGAUUUUUGUUCAUCCAAGGUGGCCAAUAUAGGGAUGUGGAAUUUUUAUAAAAGUUUUACAUGUUUGGCGUAGUACUCUGGGUACUUUGUGGCUUCCCACAAAAGCCAACGUUAAACAGCUUCCUAUGUUGAGCAAAGAGAAUACUGCUUGCCUAUUGGUCUGUCACAGUGGUUAAAAAGGGAUGAUUGGUUGCAGCCACACAGGUGUAAUGUAUGUGGGUACUUCAAAGCUGGAACACAGAGGGCAAUAUUGUCCCAUGGAUGUUGCAUGUCAAUCAUGUGAAAUCUGUGGAAACUAUGGUCCAAGUAUACAUCUUUGAUUGCAGCUGAAAAGUGUUCCUUAAGGUGGUUUGCUAACCCACUGAAUUUUCUUUAGGGAAGGGCAGAAACGGUUCACAUUCCAUUACUUGUAAAGUUACCUGCUGUUGCUUUCAUUAUUUUUGCUACACAAUUUAUUUGUAUUUAAAUGGUUUAGGCAACCUAAGAACAAAUGUACAAGUAAAGAUGCAGUAAAAAUGAAAUGCUUGAUAUCCAUAAUUACACUGUAUAUCGAGCACAGCAGUAAAACAAAAACCCAUGUAUUUAACUUUUUUAGGGUUUUGCUUUUGUGAUUUUUUUUUGAUACUUUGCCUAACAUGCAUGUGCUGUAAAAAUAGUUAACAGGGAAAUAACUUGAGAUGAUGGCUAGCUUUGUUUAAUGUCUCCUGAAAAAUUUUCAUGAACAAUCUAAGCAUAACUGUUAAGAACAUGUGUAUUAAGUUGAUGUAAGUGGAAUAAAAGUUUUAUGAAUGGA
Molecule: messenger RNA, 1975 nt
Organism: Heteronotia binoei (common prickly gecko)
Lineage: Eukaryota; Metazoa; Chordata; Lepidosauria; Squamata; Gekkonidae
Gene: YWHAZ
Product: tyrosine 3-monooxygenase/tryptophan 5-monooxygenase activation protein zeta
Exons: 6
Coding region: 259-996 (245 amino acids)
Biological process (GO): signal transduction
Cellular component (GO): cytoplasm
Source: RefSeq, a predicted model, not a curated record